Molecule: messenger RNA, 1418 nt
Organism: Gadus chalcogrammus (walleye pollock)
Lineage: Eukaryota; Metazoa; Chordata; Actinopteri; Gadiformes; Gadidae
Product: trafficking protein particle complex subunit 6b-like
Exons: 6
Coding region: 240-716 (158 amino acids)
Biological process (GO): regulation of GTPase activity; endoplasmic reticulum to Golgi vesicle-mediated transport
Cellular component (GO): trans-Golgi network; cis-Golgi network; TRAPP complex
Source: RefSeq, a predicted model, not a curated record
UGUUUCAAUGAGGACCCCUCCAGUCAGAUGUUUAUUUUGCUUUUUACAGUGAAGUGUUUCGUUUAUGAGAGCUGAACAUGACCUCUUAUUACGUCCUACAUUGUAUUUAAAAACAUGUAGUCUUACCGAAGGGUCAUAUCAACCUUCGGUAUAGCUGUCAUUCAGCAUUGAUCACUUUUUACGGGGACACUUUCCCAUCUUCUGUGACGUUAGAUCAGACGUUAACACCAGCCUCUCAAAUGGCAGACGAAGCACUUUUCCAGUUUCUGCACAGUGAAUUAAUACAGUACAUUUAUAAAUCUGGUGCAAAUGGAGAGACGGAGAAUGGUAAAAACAUCACCAAAUUGGAAGCAAUGGGAUUCAGGGUCGGGCAAGGACUCAUAGAGAGGUUCACCAAAGAAACGCCACGCUUUAAAGACGAGCUGGACGUUAUGAAAUUCAUCUGCAAGGACUUCUGGACUUGUUUAUUCAAAAAGCAAAUUGAUAACCUCAGAACCAACCACCAAGGGAUCUACGUACUACAAGACAAUAGCUUCCGAUUACUCAGUCAGCUGUCAGCUGGGAAGCAGUAUUUGGAACAUGCCCCCAAGUAUUUGGCGUUCACCUGUGGUCUGGUGAGGGGGGGGCUGUCCGACCUUGGAUUGAAGAGUGUGGUCACAGCCGAGGUGGCUGGCAUGCCUGCAUGUAAGUUCCAGGUUAUGAUCCAGAAGGCGUAGCGUCCACAGAAGAAGCAGCAUCGAUGUCCACAACAGAGCCUCACCCUGCCUAUACAACCUCACUGUGUCCAUCUGCAUGCAGGGUCCUCACUAACAGCCAUUACUAAGGCAGCAACAUACUUUAAACUAGCUUGCCUGUAGCUACACCCAGCUAACCCCCCCACCACCCCUCCCUCCUACUGGGGUUUCAUGUCGUAGCUUGUUUUAAUGCUAACGAAGAGUAAUUGCAAUGUCCAACCCGGAAAUCAGAGUAAUUUGCACCUAAUCUUUUCUUUUUCAAGAUGUGUCAUUUUGUUUUUAAGAUGUUGAUUUAGACUAAUAGUUAUCACAAUUAAUUAAUGAAGCGAGUUAAUUGUACAAAAUAUACCGCUUACGUAUGCAAGUAUUCAUGUUGGAACAAUGCUUUAUAAAUGAACUCAAUAUUAGCUUAACGCUUCAAAGUUGCAGUUAUUCUCUAAAGGGCCACGAAAGUAUUUAAUCCAGGUGGAAGAACGGAGAGAGUGGGAUGCCAACAGUGGGAUGCCAAGUCGCCAACCACUGUUCCCUCUAAGUUCCUCCACCUCUAAGAGUAUUGAUUGGAAAAUGUUUUAUGUGACCUUCAUGAAUGAAUAUGAUUUAUGCUUUCUUGAGCAUCACUGCACAAAGGUAACAGAGAAAUUAAAUUAAUAUACAAAUACACUGACUAAAAUGUAUGUUAUUUCG